Molecule: messenger RNA, 525 nt
Organism: Verticillium nonalfalfae
Lineage: Eukaryota; Fungi; Ascomycota; Sordariomycetes; Glomerellales; Plectosphaerellaceae
Exons: 3
Coding region: 1-525 (174 amino acids)
Source: RefSeq, a predicted model, not a curated record
AUGGCCGGGUCACUACAAAAGUACCCUUCGCCGCUUAGCGGCUUUGAGGACGCCGCACCACUACCAACAGACUUGGGUGAAGAUGGAAAGAGCUUUGUGAAUCCUCAACGAGAGGGCCUCAGCGACAGCUACGAGAAAUUCACUGCACCGUUGGAUAAUGGGACGAGAGGUGGCUUCGAUAUUCACAUUUACCAUUUCCAGAACAACCCCGCGCAGGUGAAGCAUGCAAAGGACCUGUGGGAGCGCAUCAGGAGAGAGUUCCCUGAGCUUCGAGUGUACCGCUUCUGGGACAAGCCCAUUGGUCCUCACCCUGUCGCCAUGUUCGAGGUCAACCUGUUCACGCCGGCUCAAUUUGGCGCAUUUAUCCCGUGGCUGGCUAUCUACAGAGGUCCCUUGUCAGCACUUGUGCAUCCCAACACCGACGAAGAGGGAAAUGAGGCGGCCGUCGAGCUGAGGAACCACACGGAGCGGGCCAUUUGGCUUGGAGAGAGGAUCCCCCUUGACUUGACUGGCUUUCAACCCUGA